GAAAUAAAAUGUUAUACCACUGCCUGGCUACGAAGUUUUAAAGUAAACGUUUCGUAAAAUAAUUGGAUUAAUUAAAGGAUUCAUUUUUUUGUGAGAGGUGGUAACUCAUAGCUAACAGUAAAUAGUGAAACAGACUGCCAAAGUAAAAUUAGAAUAAAAGGAGAAACAAUGGCGUUUAUAUAGAAAGAAAGUUAUAGAAAGGAGGGGUGAAGCAGAAGAAAGAAUAAAGCACUAGAAUUAAAGAAAAAGUGAUAAAACGCGAAUUUGUAUAUACCAGAGACUGUGAUAAGAGCCUGUAAAUCUCACAACUAAACUGUAACGCUGUAAAUUUAUAAAAGAAAAAAUUAAAAAAUAAAUUGAACUUAAAAUGGAUACCAUCAGCAGUGUAAGAACACAACAUCCGUCAGUGCCUACUACUCCCAGCAGCGAAAGUCACAUCAAAAUGAUAAACUUCGCACCUCCAUCACCCGCCUCUUCCAUGAGUUCUGAAUCGCAGGAUGUGUUGAUAACGGCGACAACUGGUCCUUGUUCGCCUACAACGCCGUCAACAACACGACUGCUUCACAAUCAUGACAGCGAAGAUCACUUUUGUACACCCAAGAAAUCGCUGGCUGACUCUGGCGUGUUGGAGCGCAUACGGGAAAAGCUUGGCACGCCUGGUGCCGCUUGCGAAAUACAUGCCUUGCGCCUGGAGCAAGGUGGAGAAGAAGAGACUGUGAAAGUGAUUAAAAAUCGAUUUCUAAUAAGUACGCAGGUGUGUCAUAUAUCACCAGCAGUUGCGGCCAAAACACCCGCCUCUUAUCGCCAUCUAAUCGAUCUGACUGCGUCUAGCCUUAAAUGUACCGAUGUCUUUACGGACGAGGAAUUUAUUUGUAAGAUUAUCAAUGAACCUUAUGGUAAAGUGCAACGUGCCUACUAUGAAAUAAAAGGGGCUGGCGAAGUGGCGCGUAGCUCCAUUUUUGGCCAUACACUAAUACGUGACAUACACGACAUUGUGCCAAUGGAUAAGCAACGCACCUACCUGAUAAUUGCACCCCCAAAGACGGAUGAAGGAGCGGAAGGCGUCUAUGAGGAUCUGCAUACGUACAUAAGAAAUAAAAGGCGAUUAUGUGAGAAGGAGGCGCGGGCGCUGUUCCAUCAAAUCGCGGAAACCGUGCGACUUUGCCAUCGAAAGGGAAUAAUUUUGAGGGACUUGAAGCUCAAACGAUUCUUCUUCAUCGACGAGGCGAGAACGAAAAUCCAAUAUGAAUCACUGGAGGGCUCAAUGAUUCUCGACAAUCCCUCGAACGAUACACUGAGUGACAAAAUUGGCUGUCCGCUCUACACCGCACCUGAAUUGCUCUGCCCCAAUCCCACCUACUUCGGCAAACCAGCCGAUAUGUGGUCACUCGGCGUCAUACUCUACACCAUGCUUGUCGGUCAAUAUCCAUUCUAUGAGCGUGCCAACUGCAAUCUCAUCACCAUCAUUCGUCAUUGUCAGGUGCAGAUACCAAUUAGCCUUUCCAAGCCCGUGCGUUGGCUGCUGCUGCUGUUGCUUUGUAAAAACUACAAUGAUCGGCUGCGCGCCGAGGAAGUAUUUCUCACGCCAUGGCUGCAGGAGCAGAAACCCUAUGGCAAUUUGUACCUGCAUGUCGACACGAAUUUGGAUGAUUUGGAAAUGGAAGAUGAUGAUGACAGCGUUGCGUUGACGCAAUCACCAACAGCGGAAAAGGAGGAGGAGGCUGCGCUACAGCAAAUGCAUUUCGAAAAAGACUGCCAAGGGAACAACGCUAACGCGGAUGUUCCCACAAACCACCACUACAUACAAGACUGUCAAGUUGCUGAUGGCUGUGAUAUUAGCGCUAAUGCUGCGGAACCGCUCAACUAUUCGCGACAUUCGCUGCAGACCGUCAACCAUGCAAUGCAUUUAGGCGGUGACGUCGACGUCGAAAUGGGAUGAUUACACACACGUGUGUAUUUUUUACGUGCCGUUGAGGGCAGCUACAAUUGCGGCGAUAUUCGCAGCGUGAAGUCAACAUCGAUCGUGGUCGUCGUCGUGGUGAUGGUGGUGGUCGUCAGUUGCAAGGCAGGAUAUGCAAGCGCAGGCGCUGUAAAAUUUCUACCUUCACUCCCUCCUCCUCCUCCUACUACUACUACUGCUCUUCAGACAGGCGUAUCCAAGCUCUAUUAUUGUUGCGUGCCGCCAGCUCAACAUGAGUUUAUUGUUGUUAGUUCACUGGAAGGUAGUCAGUACUGUAUUAGUAUGAAGAAGUACAACUCAGCUGGCCACAGCGUGCGGAGAUGGCAUUAUUCGCGCGCGCGGCUACGAUGCACGUGCUUGGAAGACAAGUACCGGAGCGCUGGCGGUGCCUGUGCGGCAGCUAGCAACUCGCUGAGACGCCAAAGACUUCGAUGCUGCAACAGCAGUGGUGUUUCUGGCCUAAAGUGGCAACGUUGACUCUUUUGAGAUGAUUGAGUUUUUUCUUAAGUAUAGUGUAACAAAUUGUUCCUCACAUCACCGCCUUCGAUUGUUUUUUCCCCCCUAAGCAAAUACUAAGUAUUUUUCUUUCAAAGUAAUUUUAUUGGUGAACAAAAAAUCUGAAUUGCCUUUAUGUACAUAAUUAAUUAUGUUAAUACUGUAGUUACAGUGAAUUCGCGUAUACUUGAAUAUUGUUGAGUUUUAAUUCUUCCUACACCGAGAUGUACAAUUAAAAUAUAAGUUAAAAAAAUUAAUUUGCAAAAAUUGCAACCACUGUACUUUAAAAAUUUUAGUAGAAUCUGAACUUUCUAAUAAUGUUGCUUAAACAUUUUAAUUUUUUUUUAUUCAUAAAAUAAGCAAUUUCUUCCAAAAAAUAUAACUGUAUAUUUUUAAUAAUUUGCUCGUAUUCAAAAAAAAAUGGUUAAAAAAUAUAUAAUGAAAAACAAUCACGGGUAAAGAGAUAAAACCCCAACAGAAUAAAAAAUUAAUGAAGCCA
Messenger RNA from Rhagoletis pomonella (apple maggot), 2954 nucleotides. Its product is annotated as tribbles. The record is from RefSeq and is a predicted model, not a curated record. The transcript is spliced from 2 exons. Gene Ontology annotation, cellular component: nucleus. Bases 368 to 1939 code for a protein of 523 amino acids. NCBI's taxonomy places the organism in Eukaryota, Metazoa, Arthropoda, Insecta, Diptera, Tephritidae. Gene Ontology annotation, molecular function: mitogen-activated protein kinase kinase binding; ATP binding; protein kinase activity. Gene Ontology annotation, biological process: positive regulation of proteasomal ubiquitin-dependent protein catabolic process; protein phosphorylation; regulation of MAP kinase activity.